AUGAGCGAGGAAAAGGCAGGAGAGGUGGCUGCCACCAGUCCUCCUCCAUCUGACCAACAAGUGCCCAGUAAUGCGGACCAACCCUCUUCCGAAGUAGCCCAGACGCACCGAGGGCAACAGACAGACCCAACUUCAACAGAGCCGAUUCAACAAACUCCUGCAUCUGAAUCCAAUGACCAAGUAUCCGAGCCCACAAUCGCUGCGUCGGGAUCCGAGCAAGACGUCGAGGCUUUGACUGCUGUUCAGGAUCGCAAUGAGCACGGUGCAGAGAUCGCGCACGCUGACGAUGGCGCACCACUCAACUCAGCAACAUCGUCUUCUACAUCUCAGGCGGCAGGAGCACCGGCCAAGAAGUUCACCUCGCUCAAUGUCAACAAGCGCUUCCUUGGAAAGGCCGUGCCCGCCCCUGCAGCUGUUUCGCCAGCCAAUCUCAAGCUCGGCACCUCCGUCUCGCCGCUGCCCUCGCACCGCCUUUCAUCGCCCUCAGCUUCGUCUCGUCUGACAUCUGCCAAGCUGUCCAGCGUGCCUAAGCCUCAGCCAGCAGGAUGGGCAACCAGCAAACCGGCAACGCCGACGUCCAAACCCACCUCCUCUUCUCAGCCUACGCCAGCCGGUGAGCCCACCCCCGCCUCCACAGCCAACGCCGAUGUAUCAACAUCCGCCAAUGUAGCCACCGCCACGGACUCUGCACCGGCGGAAGCUACCCAAAGUCCUAGACCAGCCAACCAGCCAGCUUCGCAAGUGUCCGUCAGCUCGGCAGCAGCUUCCACAGUCGGUGCCACUGCUUCGCCGCGACUCGUCAGCAUGGGCAGGGACUCGCCCCGACCAGGCUCCGCUGGCCUCGAUUCUGGCUCCGGCCACGGCAGAGCUAGCCCUGGUCUUCGCAACGCAGCGCUCGGCUCAUCGCUGCGAGCUCCCAGUCCAGCCAAUGUCAGCCGUGCUCCUUGGGCUGGCGUCAAGUCAGGUCUGUCUCCCAAUCCCAGUUCCAAUCGCGUCAACACCCUUUCCGACUUCCCCACCGCCGCCGAAGCCGCGCGAGCAAAGCAGGAGCAGGAGGAGAAGGCAGCAGCCGCCGCCGCACGCGAGGCCGCCAGACAGCAGGCGGCUCUCCAGGCGCUCGACCGCUUCCGAGGCGCUUCUCUUGGUUCCGGCAAGCACUGGGACGAGAUGGAAGACGAGGAUGGCGGCUUCCUUGGCGAGGUGGUCGAGUUUGGAGACGGAACGCAGUACAAGAUCCCAACCUCCAACGACGGCUCAAGAGGCAACGAGGACGACGGCCCCCCUGUCACCAAGGACGAGCGCUUCAAGGAUGUCAGUCACGACCGCAGCUGGCCGCAGCGCAAUGCGGCACGGCCCACGCCCACCGCUCCCAUGGAUCGUGCGAGACCACCGGCGGCUGCCACGCCGCCCGCAUGGGGUCCCAUGAAGAACCGCGAGAUGGCCGCUCCUGCUGCGAGCGAACCAGUGCAGGCCGCAAGCCGUCCCUCGCGCUCCGAGCAACGAGCCGAAAAGGUCAUCAUCCCUACCACGGGAGCCUCCGUCUCGUUGCGGUCGCCAAUCGAGAGCAGAGACCCGCCAGGAUUCUCGUACGGCCGAGAACGCCGGCCAGGUCCUGGCGCGGCGCCUUAUGGUGGACGACAGGAUCAAGGUGGGGCUCCGCCAGCCAUGCAGGCCGCUUCGACGCAAGCUGUGAGAGCUUGGGGACCGCUUGCUCAGCGUCAGGCUUCGCUCAACCCAGGAUCGACACCGCCAGCAAGUGCUCCUUCCAGACCAGCUCCGUCUGCUGAGCCACAACAGACCACUGCAGCGGCCCCAGUAGCUCUCGAAGCGGCGAGACCUGCUGACUUGCAUCUUGCUCCACAACAGCAUCAACAGCAUCAACAGCAGCAACAGCAGCAGCAGCAGCAACAGUCGCAGCAGCAACAGCAGCAGCCAGACGUGCCGCGGGCUGCUCCACAUGCGAUCCGCGAAAGAAACGCAGCGCCGAUUCAGCCAGCAGCUGCGGCGCCUCCCAGCAGCAAUGGUCGCCCUCUGCCUCCCCACCUCCUCGUCGCAGGCUCCGGCGACGGUCAUGCCACCGCGCAAACGAACAGGCCUUUGCCUCCACACCUCGCACAGAACCUGCGUCCUGCCGCUGCCGUUCCUGCUCAAUCGGCUGAUCCAGCAGGUCGUAAGACAUCUCACUCGUACGAGGAGACACGACGACCGCGCGAUCCUGCUGCGCAGCCAGCAGCGCCCCCUGUAGCAAAUCAGCCGGUUCCUCAUCAGUCUCAGUCGAGGCCCCAGAUGGGCGAAGCCGGCCAGGGCAGAGCGCCGUGGGGACCCAAAGCGGCUGCCCAGACCAGAAGCCAGCCACCCGCCGACGCAAUGGACUCUCAGCACCAAGUGCAGGCUGCGCCCGAACGGACUGCGGCAGUAUCUGAGGAGGACGUUCACGCUUCCAUCGAGCGUGCUCGAAAGCGACGUGAGGAGGAGGAGCAGGCGAGACUCGCUCAGAUUGAACGCGCACGUCAAAAGGCUCUUGCCAUCGAGGAGAGAAUCAGGGCAGCCCAGCAGCAGAAAGAAGCCGAGACGCAGAGGGAAGCCGAAAGGCGAGCAGCAGAAGCAGCCAACGCCACCACCGCCGUCAGCGCCGACGUGUCGAGGAAGACUGGACCGGCAGACAGCGCAGCUUCAUGGAGGACCGCGCGUCCAGAGCGUGUUGCAGGGGACAAUGCUGCGCCGAGGUCACGCCAGCAACAGACCACGACGAUGCCGACGGGUCCUACUGCUGGUCCGACCGUCACGAGUCCUCUCGAGCAGAACCGCAACGGCAGGGUCGUAUCGUCGCAGCAAAGACCAAUCCCCGAAGACGAUCGCCUCGCCAUUCGACGAGAUCAGCGAGAGCAGGCUUCGAGCCCGCACCAGCAAAGAGGCGCAAAUGUCCUCGACCUUGCGGCCACAUCUGGUCUGCCCUAUGGGGACGGUCAAGCACGACCUAGGGAUCUUGCAUCAAGACUGGGAGCCGUCGAAGCACCCAAGACUAUCCUUGCAAGGCCCGUCAAGUCGCCUCCUGCGCCUCAGCCUACUGAGACUCGCGGUCACCAGGCCGCGCCAGCUCAGAAUGGUAUCGCAGCGACGCAGAGAACGGUCCCCUCGGUACAAGACCGAACUGCCAGCAAGGCGUCCCUCUCGAAGCCAAGAGAGACGGCAGCGCAAGCACGACUGCCCCGAGCCUCGCCUCCUGCACCAAUCAAGGUGGCAGAGCCUGUGCUGGCCCCUGUUCCAGUGCGACUGUAUCCUGUCGUCCGCAAGGAAGCUCUCGAGACACGUUCGGAGGCCGCGCAGGACGCACCACCCGCAUGGAACCGCUUCGUGGUGCAGUUGAAAGGCUCACGUCCUCAACCCAAGCUCAACCGCUAUCAGCAGAAGCAGCUGUUCGCCAGGAUGGCAGCCAUGAAAGCGCCAGGCCGAGCUGUGUAUCCUCUCACCUGGGAUCCGCCCCUGGUUCAUCUCUCUAUCAAGACGCUUUCGCGCGACGAUCAGCUCUUUCCGAAGCGCUUCUAUCGCGGUACUGUGAUCGCGCCGGUCAAGCUUCCAACACGCGUUCUGCCUCGCGGACUCCCUUCGAUCGUAUCGCAGAUCGCCUCGCAGGGCGCUGGAUCCAGGAAGCAGGCUCGUUUCGAUUUGACGCCUUACUGGUCCGAGGGUCAGAGAGCGACAGGGCUCAGCAAUGGAUCUGCAACCGACGCUCAGGCUUCGAGCACUCUUCCAGCCAGUCAGAUUCAGGUACGCCUCCCUGGCCAUCACGCCACCGUCAUCCAGCCUCACGGUACAGACGCUAUGCAGGCUGCCCUGCCAGCGGCAAAUCGCCGAGCACAGAACUUUGAUCCCACAACGGAUGCCAUCAUUGGUGAAGUGCUCAUGUCGGGAGUGCCCCAGUCUGCGUACGAUGACCGCAGCCGAACUGCUCGCAAUGCAACAGCAUCCGCCGCAGCACAAGCGCCUGGCUCGCUGGGUCCUCUCGACUAUCCGCAGAACGGCUACUCCGCAGACGCAUUUGAUUCGCACAACUCUGCCGGCGGCUACCGAAUCAAGGGUCGAUCCGGAGCCAACAACGCCGCAGUUGCCUUCUACGAAGACCGCAAAGUCAACACGCCUUCGCCUGUGUCGUUCAUGGUCAACAGCGAGAUCAAGGCCGAUGCAGGAGGCGCGCGAGGCAGCCUAUCGCCAUUUGUCAUUCCUGGCUCCACCCGAGCAUCUCAAGCUCAGACACCCGCCAGCGGAGGCUCGAUGCUGCCCUCGCCUAGCAUGUCGACGCAAGGCACUUGGGGCCAGAGCUCGCUCACCUUCCCUGUCCUCGAGACUCGCUCGUCGAACUUGGCCGAUCGCGAUCACAUCAAGAGCGUGUGGUCGCUGGCAACCAACUCGCACGCCGGCGAGACGCAGAACUCGCUCAGGGACAUUGGCGACGACUUUUUGCCUUCGGCCUUGCCUAUGAGCGUGCACGAUCUCCGUGCCGAUGACGGCCGGGCGAGGGCUCAGCGAGAGGGCGGCGAUUCGUGGGCAUCUUCGACAUUCAACCGGUACCAACAGUACGGGCGCAGUCAGCAUGAGAUGAACUCGAGCUCGCGCGACCUUUCGCCGGUGACAAGCCGAUCUAAUGGCUUCGAUCCCACCUCGCGAAGUCCUGGUCUGGGUAUGGACGCUUCCGCCGCUGCUGCGGCACGUGCUCGCGAGACGGGUCAGCAGUACCAGACGGCAUCGCAGCAGGCCUCGAACGCCUACUCGUCCCUGAAUGGCGGAGCUUAUGGCAACCACCAGACGUCCUCCUACUCGCCGCGAGAGCGGCAGCAAGAAGGUGGUAACGGACUGGGCUCAAGUGCUUUCGGAGCCUACGGCGGCGGCUACGGCAGCUCUGCUGCCGGCAACGUCUCGAGCAUGACCACCGACGCUCUGUACGCCAUGUCGAGCUACGAUCGCGGGUCGAUGACGCCCAACCGUUCGUCGUACAACCAGUACUCUUCGCAGGCUACCUCGGCCCGUUCCGCUCCCGGUUCGCCGUACAGCGGCAUGCGCAAUCACGCUGCCAACCUCGGCAGCAACGUGGCGAGCUACUCGCUCUUCCCCACCAGCGCCAGUGGUACGUCUGGUGGCAAGACGAGUGGCAUGGACGGCCUGGGCGUGCUGGACGAUAGCGCCACGUUCUCGUCCAACCGGAACCAGUUCUACAACGCUCGCGCGUACGGGCAGAACGACUCGCCAAAGUGGCCCUCGGCAACCACGCCCAGCGUCACCGGUAGCGUCCUGCGACCUGCGGCGAGCGUGUUCAAUCCGUCCAAGUUCACGGCUCAGCAACGUGCGCAGCAGCAGGCACAGCAACAGCAGCAGCAGCAGCAGCCGAUCGAUGAGUACGACCCCACAGCAGGCGCCAGCGCUGGUCCUAUUGACCAGUUUGGCGCUGCAGGUUACGGUGGUUUCUCGUCCAGUUCCGGACUGUGGUAG
Messenger RNA from Kalmanozyma brasiliensis GHG001, 5484 nucleotides. RefSeq lists its product as uncharacterized. The transcript has a single exon. NCBI's taxonomy places the organism in Eukaryota, Fungi, Basidiomycota, Ustilaginomycetes, Ustilaginales. The coding region runs from base 1 to 5484 and encodes 1827 amino acids. The record is from RefSeq and is a predicted model, not a curated record.